CCAAGGGACAGGUGGAUUUCUUGAACCAUCGCUGUUCUAUUCCUCUUUCAAAGGGAUAUAGAACCAGAAACGGAGUAUCGAAGGAGUAUUGAGUUGUCAAAGAGGACUAAUACGACCGCAUAUUUCUCGAGAAGCAGGUUGAACUUGGAAGGUCACGCCUGUACCCUGUUUAGGAGAAAGGGAGAAACAAUCCUUAUAACUCCCUCCUUGGACAGGGCAAAGGUUAAAGAAAUUGCGAAAUAGCAUUUCCGAAUCCCGAAACGGGUCAGUUCUUCUUUUAGAAAAUUGUAACAAGCAAGUGAGCCAUUAACCAAAACGAAUCAAUGGAGCAUGUACUCGUAUAGAGAUAGAGCAGCCUCUAAACCCCCCAAAAAAGGGAUCUAGAAACAAUGGUGCGCAACUCUCCAUCUGCCGGUAACAAUGAUGCUUCGGACAACCAUCACGACUUGAUCCCCGGACCCCACGACAAAUAUACUGCCAAUAACAAGGCUCCGCUAGCCAACGAUACCAGGCCCCCCCCUCCCCAGAUCGACCCAACAGCCCUCAAGGCGGAGGAUAUAAGCAACAGCACCGUAUCCGCCUCUACGCAAGCCAGCAGCGCAUCAGAGCCCGUGCUCCACCUCCGCGGCGGCGGGGCCAUAGCGAGCGUCAUUGUGCCGGAUCCCUAUCCAGAUGAUGACCAGCGUCCCUCUAGGGUUCUCUGGUACGUCUCAACCGGUACCGGGAGGAGACCAACAUUUGGCGAAAUCAGGCGAGCGCGGACUAUGCAACGGAGUAACAGCGAUGGUCGUAGCAGUUAUGGAGGUCAUGUGCCUGAAAGUGAGAAUAUGCCCCAAUAUGCGCCGCCGAAGGAAAGGGGGAGGGGCUUCUGCAAGACAAUCGGGUAUAUUCUAACUUGUGGUCGUUGCUUUCAGAGACGUGGGCAGGAGCCUGAGUGGGAGCCUCCGGAUGAACUGGUGCCGGCCUUCUACCCGCCUCGUCCUUAGGCGGUCCCCGAUUCCUCCUGUGGUGCGGGUUCACAGUCUUCACAGUCGUGCACCGUCGGAGCCCAAUUUUGAGCCGUUGCCUCCACAUGUUCAGCUCUCUUGUGUUGGUCCUCUGAUACGCAUUUCAUCUAUCACUACCAUCAUUACUCUUCGUAGCAAUGGGCCAUUUCGCCAUGUAGACGAGGAUGAUUCCCGAGGUAACCGUUGGAGAUCCCAGACUUGAAUUGUAUGGCGAUGUUGUUGUUCAGCGCCUUCAUUCGCACUUAUUUCCUUUUUUUUCCGCUUCCUCGUCCUCUUCGUCUUCUCUAGGUCAGGAGAGGAAAAAUGUUUUUGUAGUUUGAGAUAUUGCAGCCUACCUAGUUGGUAUCAACCCCACACAACAGAUAGCAGAACAUCAAUAGAUAUGAUUUGAACAGAGA
Blastomyces dermatitidis ER-3 is the source of this 1405-nucleotide messenger RNA. RefSeq lists its product as uncharacterized. The record is from RefSeq and is a predicted model, not a curated record. The transcript has a single exon. Bases 390 to 986 code for a protein of 198 amino acids. Lineage: Eukaryota; Fungi; Ascomycota; Eurotiomycetes; Onygenales; Ajellomycetaceae.